AUGAAAUCGCAGGCGGUCUCUCAGAAGUUAGAACGUAGCAGAAGCCUCUGCUUCGGAAAUCUCGAACAUGGGGUGUUUGGCCAACGUUUUCCGCAUGGCGGGAAGUGGAAAUUAUCGAGAGUUUUCGCCGAUUGCCUCACCAGUUGCGCGGCCCCCCGUUUUCGCCCACAGACUGGCGCAAGCAAGCCACGAACGACAGUGCCAGAUCAGGAGGCCCGCUCUCGGUCAUGGAGCGAAAUAAGUGGCUCUCGAGAGUCGAAGGACUCACUUACAGUCUUGCACAGCAUCUUCUGUCGCCCCACGAUCAAGGGUUGUGGGUUCCUGGCGUCGUGUUCUAGUCGGCAGCGUGACUAUUCACAACGCCAUCGCCCGUAG
Molecule: messenger RNA, 375 nt
Organism: Colletotrichum costaricense
Lineage: Eukaryota; Fungi; Ascomycota; Sordariomycetes; Glomerellales; Glomerellaceae
Exons: 1
Coding region: 1-375 (124 amino acids)
Source: RefSeq, a predicted model, not a curated record